Annulohypoxylon maeteangense is the source of this 1767-nucleotide messenger RNA. RefSeq names its product putative 4-hydroxyphenylpyruvate dioxygenase. The transcript has a single exon. Gene Ontology annotation, biological process: L-tyrosine catabolic process. Gene Ontology annotation, molecular function: 4-hydroxyphenylpyruvate dioxygenase activity. The record is from RefSeq and is a predicted model, not a curated record. NCBI's taxonomy places the organism in Eukaryota, Fungi, Ascomycota, Sordariomycetes, Xylariales, Hypoxylaceae. Bases 238 to 1494 code for a protein of 418 amino acids.
GUAUCCAAGGAUGUCAGUUAUCUAUAUCUACGUACUUUCACUCCUUUAGUUUAAGUUCUUAUAUAUGAAUCUUGUAUCGUAGAAUCACAUUCAACAUCGAACAUUAGACUACUCAGUUAGUCUCUACUACCCCUGUCCAUCCCAUCCCAUCCCAUCCUAUCUACUUGUCUUUACUCUUGGUGAUAUCACGGUAUCAGACAGCCAUACCCACAUACGUACACAGACACACAAUCAACCAUGGCCCCCUCAGCAAUCUCAGAGUCUCCCCCCAGAGACACAACCUUCCACCCCCCUCACACAUCACCAGACUCCUACGCCGUCCAAGCCGGCGUAGCCGACUUCCACGGCUACGACCAUGUAACCUGGUGGGUAGGCAACGCCAAGCAAGCCGCCUCGUAUUACAACACACUCUUCGGGUUCACGACAGUAGCAUACCGCGGUCUCGAGACGGGGAGCCGGUAUUUCACAUCGUACGUCGUAGCGAACAACCUCGUCCGCUUCGUCUUCACCUCGCCCAUCCGAUCGCUCGCACAUCUCCCCGCCGACGAGCCCAUAACAGCGGAAGAACGCACGCUGCUGCGGCAGAUGCACCAGCACCUCGAGCGGCACGGCGACGCAGUCAAGGACGUCGCGUUCGAAGUCGACAGCGUCGAGGCCGUGUACGCGCGCGCAGUAGAGCAGGGCGCCGAAGCCGUGCAAGAGCCUCGCUCAUCGCGGGAUAAGCUACACGGCGAGGUGACGACGGCGGUGAUCCGCACGUACGGCGACACCACACACACCCUGAUCUCGCGGGGCUCAUACACAGGGCCCUUCCUACCAGGCUUCGCCGCGCGCUCGCCCGCACCAUCCAGCGUAUCCCUGCCUCCCAUCGAGCUCGCGCGCAUCGACCACUGCGUCGGCAACCAGUCCUGGAACGAAAUGGUCUCCGCCUGCGACUUCUACGAGCGCUGUCUCGGCUUCCACCGCUUCUGGUCCGUCGACGACAACCAGAUCUGCACGGAGUUCAGCGCUCUCUCGUCCAUCGUCAUGAGCAGCGCGAACCGCGUCGUGAAAAUGCCGAUCAACGAGCCGGCAGUCGGCAAGAAGAAGUCGCAGAUCGAGGAGUUCGUCGUCUUCAACUCCGGCGCCGGCGUCCAGCACAUCGCGCUGCUGACGCACGAUAUCCUCGCCACGGUCUCCGCCAUGCGCGCCCGCGGCGUCGAGUUCAUCGCUGUGCCGGACACGUACUACGAGACUAUGAAAGAACGUCUGCGUACCGAGAAGAGGAGCUGGGAGCUGGAGGAGAGCUUUGACACGAUUCAGAGGUUGAAUAUCCUGAUCGAUUAUGACGAGGGCGGGUAUUUGCUGCAGCUGUUCACGAAGCCGUUGGUGGAUCGGCCGACUGUCUUCGUGGAGAUCAUCCAGCGCCAUGAUUUUGAGGGGUUUGGGGUGGGGAAUUUUAAGAGUCUGUUUGAGGCUAUUGAGAGGGAGCAGGCUCAGAGGGGGAACUUGUGAGAUGCCUCGUAUGCAUUUAUAUAAAAGGGGACGCGAGGGGGAAAGAGAGGGGGUGAAAGGUGUAGGAUAUCAACGUAACUUUUCUAACGAGAUCACGACGGGGCACGGCGGGUUCGGUCCAUUGCAUUGCAUCAGAACAUGCUAGAGGACCUGGAUAACCCCCAACAGCAUAUAGUAGUAAUCCUAAAUAGUAUCAGGAUCUCAUAGUUUGAGCAUAAGAAGCUACCAACGUAAAUAGCAACAAAGUAGCCAGUUAUCAUAUCAUUCAUUCGG